Mus caroli (Ryukyu mouse) is the source of this 3142-nucleotide messenger RNA. RefSeq names its product protein phosphatase 1 regulatory subunit 37 (gene Ppp1r37). The record is from RefSeq and is a predicted model, not a curated record. Gene Ontology annotation, molecular function: protein binding. NCBI's taxonomy places the organism in Eukaryota, Metazoa, Chordata, Mammalia, Rodentia, Muridae.
GGCUCUGCAGAUUCGCCGCUCACGUUUCUUUUUUCCGCGGAGCCUACUGCUCUUUGUUCCGGUCUUCGUGUCGUCCUCGACACGGUUUUUUUCAGAGCAAAAGCUUGAGUCGGUGCUAUGCUUUUCUCGGUACGCAGCGGGCCCUUCGGCUUGUAGCGAAAGUGUGGCUGCGGAAGAGCAGGUACUCGCGGAGCUCCGCGGAGGCGCGUUGGGGCUCCCGGCGCCGGCGACGACGACGACGAACGGAGCAGACGGAGGCGGCGCUUGAGGCAGCGGCGAAGCCCAUGCCCCGGAACGGCGGGAGGACCCGGAGAGACGAGUCCGGGGCCCGGGGCAUGUCCCCGGGGCCCCCGUGAGGAGGAGGAGGCGGCGGCGGCGAUGGAGAUCCCGCCGCAGGAGGCUCCGCCCGGGCCGGGCGCGGACGCCGACGCGGACGCGGAGGCCGAGGAGGCCCCUGCCGAAGCUGAGUCUCCUCCUGGGGCCUCGCCCCCGGCCGAUGGCCGCCUUAAGGCUGCUGCUAAGCGUGUCACGUUCCCGUCUGACGAGGACAUCGUGUCUGGAGCGGUGGAGCCCAAAGACCCCUGGAGACACGCCCAGAAUGUGACGGUGGAUGAGGUGAUCAGUGCCUACAGACAGGCCUGCCAGAAGCUGAACUGCCGACAAAUCCCCAAGCUCCUCAGGCAGCUGCAGGAGUUCACAGAUCUUGAGCAACGCAUCAACUGCCUGGACCUAAAAGGGGAGAAGCUUGAUUAUAAGACCUGUGAGGCUCUGGAGGAGGUCUUUAAGAGGCUGCAGUUCAAGGUCGUGGACCUGGAGCAAACCAACUUAGAUGAGGAUGGUGCCUCAGCCCUCUUUGACAUGAUUGAGUACUACGAGUCGGCCACCCACCUCAACAUCUCUUUCAACAAGCACAUCGGCACUCGGGGCUGGCAGGCUGCUGCCCACAUGAUGCGCAAGACAAGUUGCCUACAAUACCUAGAUGCCCGCAACACACCACUGCUGGACCACUCGGCACCCUUUGUGGCUCGUGCCCUGCGCAUCCGCAGCAGCCUGGCAGUGCUGCACCUAGAAAAUGCCAGCCUGUCUGGGCGGCCCCUUAUGCUGCUGGCCACAGCCCUGAAGAUGAACAUGAACCUCCGAGAACUGUACUUGGCAGACAACAAGCUCAACGGCCUGCAGGACUCUGCCCAGCUGGGCAACUUGCUCAAAUUCAACUGCUCCCUGCAAAUUCUGGACCUGCGGAACAACCACGUGCUGGACUCAGGUCUGGCCUACAUCUGCGAGGGUCUCAAGGAGCAGAGGAAGGGGCUGGUGACCCUGGUGCUGUGGAAUAACCAGCUCACACACACGGGCAUGGCCUUCUUGGGCAUGGCACUGCCACACACACAGAGUCUGGAGACACUGAACCUGGGCCACAACCCCAUUGGGAACGAGGGUGUACGAAACCUCAAGAAUGGGCUCAUCAGCAACCGCAGUGUGCUGCGCCUCGGCCUUGCCUCAACCAAGCUCACGUGCGAGGGCGCGGUGGCCGUGGCAGAGUUCAUCGCCGAGAGCCCCCGCCUCCUGAGACUGGACCUCCGGGAAAACGAGAUCAAGACAGGCGGGCUCAUGGCGCUGUCCUUGGCCCUCAAGGUGAACCACUCCCUGCUUCGAUUGGACCUGGACCGAGAACCCAAGAAGGAGCCGGUGAAGAGCUUCAUCGAGACGCAGAAGGCACUACUGGCUGAGAUCCAGAACGGCUGCAAGCGCAACUUUGUGCUGGUUCGAGAGCGUGAGGAGAAGCAGCAGCUGCAGCUGUCAGCCUCCAUGCCUGAGAUCACCAUCACUGCACCGCAGCCCCUGGAAGAGUCUGGGGAGCUGCCAGCCAUCGGGUCUCAGAAUGGGGCCCCUCGCCCUGGACCUGGCCCUGACUCAGACUCAGACUCAGACUCUGACAGGGAGGAGCAGGAGGAAGAGGAGGAGCACCAACAAAACCAGCAUAGGGACGAGGGGGUCACCGAUCAGAGCUCCUUGGCCUCCUGCCCUGCCCUCAUACCUUCCACAGACUCCCUAGGCCCUGGUGACAAGAGCCCCCCAGGCAGUCCCUCCUCUCCCACAGAGCAGCGUAUUUCUGUCUCCAGCCCAGGCCGAGGCCACAAGGUAUUUGUGGUGACCCGGGUGGAGAGUCCACCUGAGAGGCCAGAGCCCCCUGUUCCUCCCACCUUUGUCUCCUCUCCUCCACCCUCUCCUCCCUCCCCGCCUGCCUCUCCACCAUCUCAGACCAUGGACAUCCAGGACCCAGAGUCAUCUGAGGCUCAGCUCCAGCUGGAGCCAUCUCAGGCAGGGCAGCCACUGCCCAAUGGCCUGAAGCCUGAGUUUGCCCUCGCACUUCCCCCAGAGCCUCCCCCAGGGCUGGAGGCUAAGGGAGGCAGCUGCAGCCUGGAGCACGCACUGCACCGCUCCCAGGGUGUUAGCAAGCUGGAGGAACUGCUUCUAGAGGCCAGUCAGGAGGCCCCGCGGGACACACUGUGACACUUUCUUUUGUUCCGGACGUCUGUGAUGAGCUGAAGCCAUCCCCAAGGGUCUGCUGACUCCCCGCCUAGUCCCCUCCCAGGAGACCAGGCAGAGCAUCCCAGGCCUCUCCACAACAACACUACAGCCACUAGGGGCACAGGGCUGGGAGUGGCUUCCUGGACUUGAGCGCAUAUUUAUGUGUCUGCCACUCCCCAGGGUGGGUCUUCAGCAGACUGGAGGAAGAAGAUGCAAGGAGCUCUCCAGGGUCACCAGCCACAAGGCUGUCCUGGUCUUGGAGAGCCCAGUGACCAGCCUGUCCUGGGAGGAUUAGGAGUCGGGGCAGACGUACAACGGCUCCUGACCCCUCUCGGGACCUAGCUGGUGAGCGUGGUGGUAGUUUGCCAGCCCCUGUGGGGUGGGGCCAGCAAGAAGGAACAGAGCUUUUUUUCUAAAGUGCAAUAAAAUCUAUCAGGGAGCUGGGCAAGCAGCAGUGUAGUUCUGGGACCCUGCUGCCCAGGCUAUUGAGGCUGCGCCCUGGCAGGCACUACAGCAGUGGGCAGUGGGAGGGUGGACGGUGAGGGUGGGCUGGGCUGGGCCACUCCUGUUGGAGCAGCUCUCACACCUUUUCUAAUAAACGGAGCUGGGGUCA